GCCUGCACCGUUCUCGCUGGCAUCUUUUGCAGGGAGCAUUGGCAGCACUUGUGUGGAGGGGACGGGAGCCUGUCGUCCCCUUCCUGCCCGUUUUUUCUGUGGGUGGGGGGACCGGACCACGACGUUUCCCUCCCUGUUCCCAGGGCGGGGCAGGGUUGGCCCUCCGCCGUGGGGAGUGGCGGGGCGUGUGGGAGUCACCUGGCUUCCAGUCCUAAGCCUUUUUGGAGUUCGGGAGCAGGUUCUUUGUUUGGGAAACAUUAAUGGGCAGGUUACAGUGCUGGCUGGUGGCAGUUAGGAAAGAUAGGUCCUGCUGUCCCCUUGCUGUGCAGCAUGACACCAUCACCCAGUGGGGACGUGGAGGGGCACGGUGACACACAGCUGUGGACACCCUGUCGGUGUGUGACCAUCAUUUACAUCGUUAUUAACUAUUCAGGAUGGCUCUUUUCUCCCCUUCAAAGAAAGCUUGUUGGACCAUUUUCUAAUGGCUGGACCCAGGAGGGUGAAAUGAUUCUCAGGACUGUGAAGCCAGCGGCCAGAGUCAGUGAAGCCGAGAACCUGGGUGACCCAGUGGCUCCUGAGGGACCUAUGGAUUAUGGCAGGAAAAGUGAAAUGGGUCACUGAUAUUGAGAAGUCGGUGCUGAUCAACAACUUCGAGAAGAGAGGAUGGGUCCAGGUGACCGAGAAUGAGGACUGGAACUUUUACUGGACAAGGACAGAUGUCCUCGACAAAGGGGUUGCAUGGAAGAGAAAGAGAAAGAAGGAGGAGAGAGGACAAGGACUAGAAGAGAAGAUGAGCGUGCAGACCAUCCGGAACGUGUUCAGCGUGGAGACCGGGUACCGGCUCUCGGACGACCAGAUCGUCAACCACUUCCCCAACCACUACGAGCUCACCCGCAAGGAUCUGAUGGUGAAGAACAUCAAGAGAUACCGGAAGGAGCUGGAGAAGGACGGGAGCCCCCUGGCCGAGAAGGACGAGAACGGGAAAUACCUCUACCUGGACUUCGUGCCAGUCACCUACAUGCUGCCUGCAGACUACAACCUGUUCGUGGAGGAGUUCCGGAAGAGCCCGUCCAGCACCUGGAUCAUGAAGCCUUGCGGCAAAGCCCAGGGCAAGGGUAUCUUCCUCAUCAACAAGCUCUCGCAGAUCAAGAAGUGGUCCCGGGACAGCAAGACGUCCACGUUCGUGUCUCAGUCCACCAAGGAGGCCUACGUGAUCUCGCUGUACAUCAGCAACCCCUUGCUCAUCGGCGGGAGGAAGUUUGACCUGCGCCUCUAUGUUCUGGUGUCCACCUACCGCCCGCUGCGCUGUUACAUGUAUAAGCUGGGGUUUUGCCGGUUUUGUACCGUGAAGUACACCCCGAGCACCAGCGAGCUGGACAACAUGUUCGUCCACCUCACCAACGUGGCCAUCCAGAAGCAUGGGGAGGACUACAACCACAUCCACGGAGGCAAGUGGACCGUGAGCAACCUGCGGCUGUACCUGGAGAGCACCCGCGGCAAGGAGGUGACCAGCAAGCUGUUUGACGAGAUCCACUGGAUCAUCGUGCAGUCCCUGAAGGCUGUGGCGCCGGUGAUGAACAAUGACAAGCACUGCUUCGAGUGCUACGGCUACGACAUCAUCAUCGACGACAAGCUGAAGCCCUGGCUGAUCGAGGUAAACGCGUCCCCAUCCCUCACCUCCAGCACUGCCAACGAUCGAAUCCUUAAGUACAACCUCAUUAACGACACCCUCAACAUUGCCGUCCCCAACGGCGAAAUCCCAGACUGCAAGUGGAACAAGUCCCCUCCAAAGGAAGUUCUUGGGAAUUACGAAAUUCUGUACGACGAGGAGCUGGCCCAGGGCGAUGGGGCCGACCGGGAGCUCAGAAGUCGACCGGGGCAGCCCCUGGGGCCCAGGGCUGGCCGCACAAGAGACUCAGGACGAUCCGUCCUCUCCACCUGGAAGUGACCACCAGCAAGAAGGAAGCCCCGCUGGGCCUUGUCAAGACGACCCCCUUCCCAGACCCCACUGAAGGCCUAAGACCUAUUUUGGAAUUUCCUUUUUUCUAGAGUCCUCUUUCCUGAGCCUGUAAAUAAUAAAGCACUUAUUUGGAAGGUCAA
This is a messenger RNA of Marmota monax (woodchuck), 2100 nucleotides long. It is a transcript of the gene Ttll1, whose product is annotated as TTL family tubulin polyglutamylase complex subunit L1. Gene Ontology annotation, cellular component: cilium. NCBI's taxonomy places the organism in Eukaryota, Metazoa, Chordata, Mammalia, Rodentia, Sciuridae. The coding region runs from base 593 to 1948 and encodes 451 amino acids. The record is from RefSeq and is a predicted model, not a curated record. Gene Ontology annotation, biological process: microtubule cytoskeleton organization; protein polyglutamylation. The transcript has 12 exons. Gene Ontology annotation, molecular function: tubulin-glutamic acid ligase activity; tubulin binding.